This is a messenger RNA of Ostrea edulis (European flat oyster), 4429 nucleotides long. Its product is annotated as periodic tryptophan protein 2 homolog. NCBI's taxonomy places the organism in Eukaryota, Metazoa, Mollusca, Bivalvia, Ostreida, Ostreidae. The transcript has 19 exons. Gene Ontology annotation, biological process: ribosomal small subunit assembly; maturation of SSU-rRNA from tricistronic rRNA transcript (SSU-rRNA, 5.8S rRNA, LSU-rRNA). Gene Ontology annotation, cellular component: small-subunit processome; Pwp2p-containing subcomplex of 90S preribosome. The record is from RefSeq and is a predicted model, not a curated record. Gene Ontology annotation, molecular function: protein binding. The coding region runs from base 1960 to 4362 and encodes 800 amino acids.
UCAUUUAGAGAAUCAUAAUAUAUACAUGUACAUUAAAUCAAAUAUUUCCAGUUUGAAUGUCUGGUUUUUUUAAAGCUAUGUAUACAAAUUAGUCUGUAGUAAAAAUGUUUAAGAAACAUUAUUUUAUUUACAUAUAUGCUUCCUGUGUGGCAAUAUCAAAAGGGUAAAUGUUUGUUAUAGACAGGGUUCACAAGAUAUUGAGUGGACAAUAUUUUCUUGGGUCCUGAGUAGUUUGACCUCAAAAUCAACCUUUAGGAUGUACUAAUGUACCAAAUAUGAUAUCUGUCAAGAAAAAAUUUCUUAAAAUAUUGAGUGGACAACACACCACAAAGAAUAUGUGUGCACACCACUAAAUGCCCCUUUUUUUUCAAAUGGGCGGGGUGGACAUAAAAAUACACCCUCCCCCCAACCAAACAAUCUGUCUAACAAGUGUACAAGUUUAAUUUUACACUUUUACUUUAUAUUUGGCCUAAUAUAUUCCUUGUGAUAAUACCAAUCCAUUGAUAUCAAAAUAAUCCAAUAUUGCCACAAAAUCAUAUCCACACUAUCCACUAAUUUUGUUUGUUCAUUUUGUUCUACAGUAUAUGUAAAACCACAAGAUACAUGUGCCUCAUGUCCCCAAGGUCACGGGAAAUGAGAAUUUCAGAGAUUAACCAUUUAUUUUACACAGUGUCUGGACUUUCACUACAGGUGAAAUACCCACGAGGUAAAACAUUUCUGACAUUUAGCCAUUCAUCAGUAUUGUGUGUUAAAACUUGAACAUACUGAAAAACUUACUUUGACUACAUUGAAGUAACUACAUCUGUCCUAAAAGCACUAAUAGUCCCUCUCAGGACUUGCCCAAUCUGGUGCAUAUCACCAUUUAAAGGUCACUUGUAUAUCAGCUGGUGUCAAUUAUGACCAGCUUUUAGCUUUAGCCUAUGUUGCUUUGUUGAACAUGAAAUCAACUCUCUUCCCUGUCUGACCUUGCAAAUGACCAUAAGUAUACCUAGUACAAUAGCCAGUCAGGGCUACUUUAAUAAGCCCACAGAAAAUUUAGAAUCUUACUUGAUACAUUUUAUGAAAUUAUGCAUGUUUAGAUAAUUAUGUAUUGUAUUCUAAUAUUUCUUUUUUUUGAUCAAACACUGCAUAUAAAAGUAUUUUGAAAUAUGCAUAAAUUGCUCAUUUAGUCAAACCCUUGAUGUAAACAAUUUUGAUGGUUGGUAGAAAAGUAAAGACAUUCAAAACAUUGAAAAAAUUGUGAAAAUUGUUUUGAUUAAUAAAUUGUAGUUGUUUCAACUAAGUCUGUUUGCAUCCAAACAAAAUACAUUGCUUUGUGUUAAAAAUACCAUUCAGUUGGAUUAAUUGUCAAAAAUUGUUAAAAUAUUAAAAUAUUGAGAUUGCAUCAUGUGCAUGGAUUAUUGAAAUGUCUUCCCUUGAAAACGAGACAAACUAGAUGUGUCGGUAUGAUUGAUUGAUUGAUUGUAUUUUGCUUUAUGUCUUGCUCGAGAAUUUUUGACUGAUAUGGAGACGUCACCAAGACUGGUGAAGGGCUUCAAAUUUAGGCCUAUGCUCGGGGCGGCAUGUACAGGUGGCGAGUAAUGGCUAGGACAUUUGAAAGUCCAAGGGCAACAACUCUGAUAAAAGUUUUCCAACUUACUGGGGGCUGUGUACAGGAAGGGAAACAUUCUGUUCGGUCCUGAUGGCAACACUAUCAUAAGUCCUGUGGGAAACAGAGUCUCCGUUUUUGAUUUGAAAAACAACCAGUCAGAAACUCUCCCCAUUGAGAGCAACACUAAUGUUACCUGUGUGGCUUUGUCACCAGACGGUGUCACCCUCAUACUGGUUAAUGAAGAAGGGGAUGCUUUACUAUGUAGCCUGCUUAGUAGAACAGUAAUCCAUACUUACAAGUUUCACCGGCCUGUUCACUGUAUACAGUUCAGUCCAGAUGGCAAAAAGUUUGCUGCCACUCGUGACAACAUGGUUCAAGUGUUUCAUGCCCCAGGGAAAACCAAAGAGUUCAACCCGUUUGUUUUAUACAGAACUUUUUAUGGAGCCUAUGAUGAGACUACAUGUAUUGAUUGGACCUCAGACUCGAAAGCAUUAUGUGUAGGGUCGAAGGACAUGAACACAAGGAUCUAUGGUACUGAACGCUAUAACAAUCUGAUCGCCUACACCAUUGGGGGUCAUGCUGACACUAUUGUUGGGGCAUUCUUUGAAAAAGACUCUUUAGAUCUUUACAUAAUAAGUAGAACAGGUCACAUGAGUGUUUGGAAAUGUGAUACAGAAUUAGAUGGGCUGGAACCCUACACUAAACCAGAGAUGGAGACUGGUGCCACACUGGUGUCUGAUGAUGAAGAAGAAGAGCAACAGAAGAAAGAGGAAGAUGUGACUAAACAAUCUGCUAACAAUGAAAACCAAAUCAAAUAUGGAAGGAGAGCUAAACACUCAUAUAAAGAGUCCCUAGGGGAGGGAGCUAAAAUUUCUAAGCUUACCAGUGUGGCCUACCAUAAAGAUAUUCAUAUCUUGGUGUCAGGAUUCAUGGAUGGCUCCUUCUACCUUCACGAACUUCCAGAUUUCAACCUCAUCCAUUCUCUCAGUAUAUCUGACCAGAUAAUAUCCUCAGUAGCCUUCAACAAGACUGGAGACUGGAUUGGACUGGCUUGUACUGGAUUGGGCCAGCUACUGGUUUGGGAAUGGCAAAGUGAGACGUAUGUACUGAAGCAGCAGGGACAUUUCAAUCAGAUCAGCUGUUUGUCGUACUCUCCAGAUGGACAGAAUCUCGCAACAGGAGGGGAUGAUGGGAAGGUGAAGCUGUGGAACACCAGCAGUGGUUUCUGUUUUGUGACCUUUAAUGAACACCUAGGGGGAGUAACUGGAGUUGUGUUCAGUCAGAAUGGACAAGUUGUCCUCUCCUCCUCUCUAGAUGGCACUGUUAGGGCUUUUGACCUAAACAGGUAUCGUAACUUUCGUACAUUCACAUCUCCACGGCCUGCUCAGUUUUCCUGUAUCACGGUCGACAGCAGUGGGGACAUUGUGUGUGCGGGAGGUAUGGACACUUUUGAGGUAUUUGUCUGGUCCAUGCAGACUGGAAGGCUUUUAGAGGUGCUAGCUGGACAUGAGGGCCCAGUAAGUUCCGUAACCUUCAGCUCCCACAAAGCUCUCCUAGCCAGCGGCUCUUGGGACAAAACAGUCAAACUCUGGGAUGUGUUUGAGAAUAAAGGGGCUAAAGAAACCAUUGUCCUCUCAUCAGAUGUCCUAUCUGUAAGAUUCCGUCCAGAUGGAAAUGAGCUGGCUAUCUCAACAUUAGAUGCUCAGAUAACAUUCUGGGACCCCUCUAAUGUAGUACAGACGCACUCCAUUGAAGGUCGCCAUGACCUCGGGUACUCCAGGAAAGAAGGGGACAAAAUCACAGCCAAGAAGGCAGCAGGGGGAAAGGCAUUUAUGACAAUCUGCUACAGUGCAGACGGAAAAUGUCUCCUGGCAGCUGGCCAGUCGAAGAAUGUCUGCAUCUACUCAGUUCCUGAUCAACUCCUGAUAAAGAAAUUUGGCAUCUCUUGUAAUAUGUCCUUUGAUGGCAUGGAGGAAUAUUUGGAUAAGAAGAAGAUGACAGACUGGGGUAGUCUGGCUUUAGUUGACCAGGGAGAGAUGGAUAAGAAUGGGCAAAAUAUCAGUCUCCCUGGGGUCAAAAAAGGGGACUUAAGCAGUCGUCACUGGAAACCGGAGGUCCGAGUGGUUAGCAUACAGUUCUCUCCCACAGGAAGAGCUUGGGCAGCGGCUACCACAGAGGGUCUUAUGAUUUAUUCUCUGGACAGUGGUCUGGUAUUUGACCCUUUUGACCUUGACAUUGAAGUGACACCUAACAGCACAAAGAAAGCAUUGUCAAGGGGAGAGUACUCUACUGCAAUCAUCCUCAGUUUCAAACUAAAUGAAAUGAAACUUAAACAGGAAAUCCUGGAGCAUAUUCCCGUGUCCAGCAUUGAAGUGAUUGUGGAAAACUUGCCAGACAUUUAUGUGGACAAAUUAUUAGUGUUUCUGGCCACUCAACUGGAGACUACAGCUCAUAUUGAGUUUUAUCUACUGUGGGUGAACAAAAUUCUAAUGACACAUGGACUGAAAUUAAAACAGAGAUCACAGAAGAUAAUCAGUUGUUUAAGGACGCUUCAGAAGAACAUCACCAGAAAGUACGAGGAUAUCGGCAAAAUUUGUGACCAUAACAAGUACAGUAUAGACUACAUAUUGGCGUUGUCGGAAUGCAAGCGUAAACGAUCACCACACACAGACGAAGAAAAGGAAAUCAGUGAUAGUGAAAUGGACGAAGUCAAUGAGCUUGAUUCAUCUGACGACGACUUUAUGACAAGUCUGAUGGACAAAGUUACUUAAUGUGCAUUCAUGAACAUCACAAGCUAAAUGUUACAUAUUCAACUCAAAUUAAAGAAUACAAACUUUG